AUGGAAGAUGAAAUUAUGGAUCUGUACAAGUCAACUCUCCCCUCCGCUGCUGUUAUAAACAAGCGUAACGAUCUAAUCACCAGAGUUUCAUCCACAAUUUCCAACAAAUACGGGUCCAAUUAUGCCGUUCAAUGUUUCGGCUCCACUUGCUACCAAGUUGAUUCCGCCUCUUCCGAUCUCGAUCUCGUCAUGACCGAUAGACACCGCCCAAACGGCUUUGAUCCUUCUGUUGACAUGGAUACACUCCCAUCCGCGUACAACCCCAACAACGUCGCUAAAACCCUCCUCAACCACAAUUUCAAUCAAGUCCAGCCAAUCUUCGCCGCCGUGCCUAUUGUCAAAUUCUCUGACUCAAAAUCCAAUCUCCAGUGCGACUUGAACGCUAACAACCUCUUUGGCAUACGCAACUCCCUCCUUAUCAAAGCCUACCUCGAUCUCAGUCCGAUAGCCAGGCCAGUCGUGCUCGCUGUGAAGAAUUGGGCUAAAUUGCGUGGUUUGAACGACAGCGCUGGUCAAUAUGGCCCUACAACCCUCUCAUCCUACACGCUUAUCCUUAUGGUCAUCUCAUUCCUCCAGGUCGUGGGCCACCUACCCAACCUCCAAGACCCUGACCAGAUCCGUGCAGCAGGCCUGCAAGAGCAGCGUCUCUGGGUGCGUCCCCCCACCAAGCGUCCAAAGGAUCUCAAGAAGGAGCGCUCAAGAUCUGACAAUUCAAAUACAAAUACAAAUUCUCAGUCUGUCUCACCACCUACGAGCAACGUUCGCGUCUCAUUCGACACUACUUUCGUUGAAGCACCCCUGCGCAACUUUGUCCCUUCCCCGCUCUCCCUCUCCACCGCUCUCAGCGGUUUCUUCUACUACUACUCGACGCGUUCCAACAAAAUCGACAACGAUUACUGGCGGGUGAGUGGGCCAUUCAACUACGAGACGAGCAUUAUAUCGAUAAAGCAUGGUGGGUUUUUACCACGCGACGAUCUUUUUGUGGAUCCAUAUAGUGGGAGUGUGAGUGGAGGUGGAGGUGAGAGCGAGAGUGGUGCGAAUAAAGACAAGAACACCAACAAUAUCCAACCAAGUCAGCCCUUGCAGUGGCGUGAACAACUCCUUGUCACCCAGGAUCCAUUUAUCGUUACUCGAAACACUUCCACCAAUGUCCGCUCAGGAACGAGCAGCCAUAUCAUAGAGGAGUUUGCGCGGGCUUAUGAGCUCGUUAGCUGUGGCAAGAGCUAUUCGGAACUAUGCGAGAAACGCACGACGGCAUUCCAAGGCGAGCCUGGGCCUGGUAGCUUCAGACGCCCGCUGAGGAAGAUGGUGAGCAGACGGAAAAAGAGCGGCGGGAAGCAGCCUGCGGAUGGUCAAGAGAGCAAGGAGAGCGAGGGGAGCAGGGAUGCUAAGGUUACUAAGGAUGCCACGGAGAAGGACAGCAAGGCGGAUAAAGAUAAAGACAAGGUAGACAAGGAAAAAAGAGAAGCUGCGAUCAAACGCAAAAGGAAUGCUCGAAAGAAGGCUCUUAGUAAGAGUAAAAGUGCGAGUGGGAAUACUGGUGCCGAUACUGGUGCUACUCCCGCCAAAAUCUCCACAUAG
This is a messenger RNA of Wallemia ichthyophaga EXF-994, 1581 nucleotides long. RefSeq names its product Poly(A) RNA polymerase GLD2-A. Gene Ontology annotation, molecular function: nucleotidyltransferase activity. Gene Ontology annotation, biological process: RNA 3'-end processing. The transcript has a single exon. Bases 1 to 1581 code for a protein of 526 amino acids. The record is from RefSeq and is a predicted model, not a curated record. NCBI's taxonomy places the organism in Eukaryota, Fungi, Basidiomycota, Wallemiomycetes, Wallemiales, Wallemiaceae.